This is a messenger RNA of Lethenteron reissneri (Far Eastern brook lamprey), 3542 nucleotides long. RefSeq names its product palmitoleoyl-protein carboxylesterase notum1-like. The record is from RefSeq and is a predicted model, not a curated record. Lineage: Eukaryota; Metazoa; Chordata; Hyperoartia; Petromyzontiformes; Petromyzontidae. Gene Ontology annotation, molecular function: hydrolase activity.
AUGCACAAAUACAAAAGUGCCCCAGGGAACGGCAUCCUGUCUCCGCGCCCCGAGGAGAACCCGCACUGGUGGAACGCAAACACCGUCUUCGUGCCGUACUGCUCGAGCGACGUGUGGAGCGGGAACGCGCCCGCGCUCCAGUCGAGCCCAGGUGGGUACGCGUUCCUAGGGGCGCGGAUCCUGCGGGAGGUGGUGGUGGAGCUGGUGAGGCACGGGAUGGGUCACGCGCGCACCAUCAUGCUGGCGGGCAGCAGCGCGGGGGGCACGGGAGUGCUGCUGCACCUGGACAGCAUGGCCGCCCAGCUCCGUGCCCUAGGGGUCCCUGCCCAGCUGAGGGGGCUCGCCGACUCGGGAUGGUUCGUGGAGCGCAGGGGGAGCGGAGCGGCCCCCGGCUGCGGAGGGGGGGUCCGGCCCGGGGCGGACUGCGGCCCGGGGGCCCCCGUUCACUCCAUGCAUCACGCCGUCCGCGGUGCCCGCCUGCAUCUCCCCCCGGGGGAGGAGUGGAAAUGUUAUUUUGGCUUCAUCACCUUCCAGACGCUCGCCACCCCGGUGUUUGUGGCGCAAUGGCUCUUCGACGAGGCCCAGCUGACCGCUGACAACGUGCAGCUGCUGGGCCCGACUCGGGGCGGCGACCAGCUGCCCUACCUGCGCGAGCUGGGACAGGAGCUGCGCGCCACCCUCCACCCGCUGCCGGCAGUCUUCUCUCCCGCGUGCCUCGCUCACACGCUUAUCACGAGCAGUGGCUGGGCUGACGUCCAGGUGAAGGGGCUGACGCUGCCUCGCGCCCUGCAGUGCUGGGAGCAGAACCUCCAGCACGCAGCGUCCCGAAACGGCACCCAGCAGCAGCAGCAGCCUGCUGCGGAACGGUCACCGCCCGCCGUUGGCAGCGGCGUCGCUGGCGAGGGGGGCAGCAGCAGCAGCGGUGGCAGCAGCAGCACCAGCGCCUCGUCCUCCACCCCGGCGGAGCGGUGGGCGGCGGCGGCCCCGGCGGCCCCGGCGCCUUGCGCCUUCCGCGCUGUCGACAGCUGCCCGUGGCCGCACUGCAACCCGAGUUGCCCGGCACUGCGCGACGCGCUCACGGGCCAGGAGGUGAGCGCCAUCGCCUUCCUCACCCAGCUGGGCUUCGACGUGCGCAGCAUGGCCUCGCAGCUCGGCAUGGACCCCGACACGCUGCUCAACGUGCUCAGCGACGGCACAUAGGGGCGGGGGUGGGGGUGGGGUGGGGGGGAGUUGCGGGGAGGGGGGGCCGAGGGGCCGGGGGGAGGGGGCUGCGGCCGUCGACCAGCACGGAGACGCGGAGGGAGCCUUGCGGAGGACUCGGUGGGUUUGGAACGCGGCGUUGGGAGGACGCGAGCCGCUGGGUGGAGCGAAACGUCGGACAUCGUGUUGAGCAGCACAGAGCGGUACAACCAGAAAACCACAUCGGCGUGCGAAUCACCCCCCUGCCCCCCCCCCCCUUUAUCCUGCUAUCUGAAAAAUCGUUCCAGACGUCUGUGUGUUCAUCACUCACGAAAAAUCACGGAUAACGGGACGAAUCGUGCGCCUCCAGAUAAUCCGACCCCCGGGUGGCAUCGUAAGAGGGACACGCACGUUGGGCACGUUGAACUUAUUUCGCGCCGCACGUCGUAGCCAACCGUGCUAAUCGGAGGUGCGGGAAAAAGGGUGACUAUAGCUGCUGGUUGACUCUCACGCUGCUGCUGGGUGCACUGCCCCACCCCCCCCUCCCCCGCGAGACCCACCAAAUUGAUAUUGAUAUUUACCAGAGGUAAGUAUAUUGAAUGUUGUUUUAUUAAUGUAGCGCCCAGUGGAGGCAGCUUGGAGUUCUAGGACCGCCCUCCUUGGGAUCCAUCGGAGUGCCGGGGAAGAAGCGGAAAGAGAAGCGUGGGUGAGUGAGUGGGUGAGUGAGUGGGUGGGUGAGUGGGUGGGUUGGUGAGUGCGUUGGUGAGUGGGUUGUUGGUGACCUGCAGUGUGGUGGUGGUGGUGGCGGUUGAGACGACACGGUCCGUGUCUACUAGAGACCGAGUCCUCGACACGGGCGGAGGAAUCAAGGAGCGUAGUUCGAAGGAACGGUAACCUUGGUAAUAGCUAGCAGUCGCCAUGGUUAUAGCAGUAACCAUGGUGGUAACCAUGGCGAUUCGAUUAAGUAACAGAAUCAAUAAACUGACAAUUCGCCACCUUACCGUGUCCGUCCCCUCCGCGUAAAAAAAUAUUUGACACAUCCCGUGAGCCACACGGCCUUCUGUGAGUGCAUCUCAUCAGCAGCAUUGGUUCAACGCGAGCAGAAAGCACCGGUUUCGACAUUCGGUGUCUCACCAGCAGAGCCGGGCUUGCUUGAACCAGUGCUGGUGAAUUGCCACGUGUUUAUUGACAACGACUCUCUCUCUCUUCUUGGUUCGAUGCAAAGCCAUCCAACGCACGAUGGUUAUUUGUCUUUUUAAAUCCUUUAUAUUAAGUUCGCUUGCUUGCUUAGGACCGUGCAAAUCUUUCGGUCGUUUUUUAAUCCACUUCCCGUGAUCCAAUCGAGCUGACAUUUUCCACACAGACUCGUUGUGCGUGACAAUUAAUGUUCGUGAACAUUUUUUAAAAUUUUUUUUACACUUUUUAGGACAAAAAUAUAAUAUUUAAUUACCAAUUGCUUAAUGGUGCAAUGCAAUCAUCUGACCCAUAGGUGGCAGCCAUCUCAAGCCAGAGGACGAGAGGACUCUAGCCGCCACGCAUAUAAAGGAUUAAUAGUGAAAAACUUUGUUUUUACGGGUUAUACUUUUUUUCUGCUCGGUGACAUGCUGGGCGAGAAGCGUGGACAACAAAUGGGGGUCUACAGACGCAGAGGUUCAUCACUGCUGAUGACUUGAGGUUCGCCAUGCAUCGAUAUAAUCAAUUUUUACGUAAACGAUAUGCGAACGAGUGCUGAUGUUGCAUUUAGGUGGAUGGAGCAGACGAGGUGGUACAAACGGGAAACCAACGCAAACGCGGUGGUGCAAAAAAAUCGAUUCUUGAAUGGAAUCGUGGCACCCCCCGGAUGGCUUUUCCCUCCCGAACGUUGUGGAUUUUGCUCCGACUUCCCGCAGCAUCGGCCCCGAUUGCUGCGUCGGCGCGGCCGCAAGCCGAACGGCCGCAUCUCGAACACGAAGGGCGACUCGGCCGCGAGGAGGUUUGGUUCUUGAACGUCGCUGGUCGGCGCGCCGCGAGACGCCUGUGUACGCCGCGCGACAAUUGAAUUCGUUUGGCCGUGUCGGGCGGUGCGGGGACUUGACGACACAAAUUCGGGGCCGGAUAGUUUACGUGGCCCGACCCAAAACCCCCCAACCCUGGACUCCACCGUUGGCUGUGAAGGCCCCUCUGCGGCGUUGGGCUCUACGCGGAGCCUCCGCCACGACCGUGAUGACGAUCGCUCUUGUCGACCGCGUCUGAACGAGACUUUGAUCGCUGUACAUUUCACGUGGUGUUGUAUAAUAAAUUCAUAAUGUACAUCCGUUCUCAAUCCACUGCUGAUUAUUGCAAUUCUCCCAAACUGUAACUUCACCACGCCAGUCAGCGGGCGG